AUGAUAACGAGUGUGAUUAUCCUUCUUGGUGUCAUUGGCGGAGUUCCAACAAACAGUAUCGAUAGUAAAAAACAAGUCAUUGUCAUGUCCCUGCCUGGCACAAGUAACACUCAGUACCUAAACAGCCUGACGAACAUCGCCGACUUCAUCAUCGAAAUGGACGUCAAGACUAAAGGAAGAGACCAUUUCUUUGUCAUUCACGACAAAUCAGGCCUUUCGUACCUCAACAAACACAACUUUACUAAUGGACACUUGAUCGAAGUGAGUGAGUCUUUGGAUAUGUGGAUGAGAGAUUUCCCACCAGUUAUGCCAACGAUGCAGGUCAAGUUCAAAUACAGGCCACAGCACAUCAGUGAGUCACAAGCCAUCGAAGACGAUAGAAGGUUUGAGGUGUUCGCAAAGUUGGUAGGAUUCCCUGCAUUGAAUCGUAGUGAUCUUGUGCUCGAGGGAGGUAACGUAGUAGAGAAUGGUGAAAAUGCUGCAGUAACCACUGAAAGAAUCUUCAAAGACAAUAGCGAGAUGAGUAGAGAAGAUGUGAUCAAGUCACUGGAAAAAGUCAUUAAGAGAAAAGUUGCAGUUGUACCGGACCCUCAAGACACUACUGGACAUGCUGAUGGCUUGGUUUCAUUUGUAGAAAAGGAUGUUCUUCUGGUGUCAUUGUUCGAUGACGCCGAUGGACCAGACUUUUACGAUGCCAUGAAAAACGCGUCUAUAAAGGCUUUCCCAAGUAUCAAGGUUGUACCACUUCCUUGUUACUCAAAUAAAACCAAAUCCAAUGGCUUUAUGUCGGCUGAAGGUUCCUAUUCAAACUCUCUGGUGACAUACAAUGCAGUUUACCUGCCUUUCUUCUCAAACCAGACAAACAAUCAAAUUGCUUUUGAUGUCUUUCAAAACUCCACUGAUAAAGAAGUCAUCCCAGUAUACAAAGCUGGGAAAGUCCCAGUCUUGGGUGGCAGUCUUCGUUGCAUGACGUGGCAGAUCGAUCAAGCACAUCCAGUAGCUAAGAGCUUGUUUGCUUAUGUUGAAAACAGAAAGAAACCAAAUGGCUCCAAUCAUGUCAGACCUGCCAUUGCACUUAUUAUAGCUCAAAUAGGUCUCUCGCUGGGUGUGUUAGCAAAUGCUUUUUAUUAGCCCAUACUUUUUAUUAGCCCAUACUUUUUA
Molecule: messenger RNA, 1161 nt
Organism: Actinia tenebrosa (Australian red waratah sea anemone)
Lineage: Eukaryota; Metazoa; Cnidaria; Anthozoa; Actiniaria; Actiniidae
Source: RefSeq, a predicted model, not a curated record